UCCGUGGGGUAGGCAGACCACGAGAUACGUAACUCCCAACCCUUUACUACCGGGAUGGGCGCCAUUGCAAAUAUUAUCCCGGUGGCAUGUUUAUUCGGGCCGCGAUGGCUCUUCAGAUGAAAGGAUUCCUACUCAUAUUGUUUUGCGUGGUCGGCAAAGGAAAAGGGGAAGAUAAACUUGAAAUAUUCGACGUAUUGUCCAUCUUGCAAAGCGGUGACCUACCAGAUGGAGUGUCUCGUGUGCCGGGCCGGUGCCAGGCACCUGACACCAGUGAAGAGUACUCGGCAUAUUCCCUCAAUGAGAAUGCUACUCUACAUCGCCUCGCCGCUGGAAUGUUCUACAACACGUUCCCUGAAGACUUCUCUAUUCUGGCUGUAGUUCGACUUACGGGUACGGACCAGAACCCAGUGUUCGUGUUAUACUCGGACGCUGGCGACGAACAGCUGCAACUGGUGGUGGGGGAGCUGAUCGAGCUGUACUACGAGGACACGAGGGGCGACCCCGCCGACAAUGAGCUUCUUACCUUCAGAGUCAACAUUGCUGAUGAAAGAUGGCACAGAGUAGCGGUUAGCAUCAAAGGUGACUCAGUAACUCUGCUGGUUGACUGUGAAAUACAAGGCACAUUGCUGUUGAGAAGACAUCCUGGCAGCACGUUCAAUCUCGCUGGAGUUCUCGUUGUUGGUACUCAAGUUACUCCCGAUCAGUAUUAUGAGGGCGAUAUAGAAUUGCUCCAGUUUGCUAAUCAACCGGACCUUGCAUACGAUAUGUGCUCAGCCAUCGCUCCAGACUGUGGUAUACUCGGAUCACACGACUACUCAUCUACGAUAACAAGAAAUGAGAUAACAGAGCCUGAUUAUGAUAUAGAUGAUGCCAACGAACACAGGUUUAAUGAAGAAGACGAUUAUGGUAUUGGACGGAAUAGAUUUACAGAUGAGAGAAAUCAAUCUGAGAAACUAUGGGCCGUAUCUAGCAGAGACUUGACCACUGCGAAACCGUAUUGGCAGGUGCCAGAGUCUUUUGGAUUUACGUCGCCUUACGCUGCUACAGAUAAUGAUGAAAACAGUAUCUUUGGCAGAUUUACAGACACUGAAGAAUUUUUGUCAACCCCUCCUAGUAUCGAAGUAACACCACCUGAAUAUUUAGAGAUAUCUAGCCUGCCGGCAAAACGACAAAUCGAGGAAGAUACUGAAGUAUCAACUCUCUCUACCACAGACUAUCCUUACCUACCUAUCACAACAACAGAAGAUUCAACAGAUUGGCUCACACACCCUCCUGAUAUUGGCCAGGGUAAUACAUCCAUAGUUUACGAUCCAGACACCGAUUAUGAUUAUAGCAGCUCCGGAACAUAUUUUGGACCUCGCGGUUACCCCGGACCGCCAGGUCUACCAGGGCCGAGAGGACCUAAAGGUGAACCGGGUAAAACCGGUACAGAGGGUCAGCAAGGAUUCCCUGGACCCCCAGGACAUGUAUUUGUAGUACCUUUGCAGCAACCAGGAAACGAAAAGGGGCCCGAUGCACAGUCAGAAGCACUUCGACAAAUACUUACACAACAUAUGGCUGCAAUGAGAGGCGUAGAAGGUCCUAUGGGUCUUAAUGGACCACCCGGCCCUGAGGGAGAAGUCGGAUCUGAAGGACUAAAAGGGGAACAAGGAGAUCAAGGAGAACCAGGACCACCAGGACCGAGAGGUAAUCAAGGUCCACCAGGAAGAAUAGGACGUCGUGGACAUGCCGGAAGAGAUGGGGAAAGAGGAUCUCCAGGUUCACUUGGUCCUAAAGGUGAACAGGGCUAUCCAGGUCAGACAGGAAUGCCCGGAGAUAAAGGUGAAAGAGGAACACCGGGUCAGCAAGGAGAAGCAGGAGCACCUGGUCUCGAUGGUCCUCCAGGUGACGAUGGACCGACCGGCCCACCAGGACUAUUAGGAGAAUUAGGUCCCAGAGGUUUCACAGGUCCCAGAGGGUUUCCUGGCCUUAUUGGAUAUCCAGGUAUACCUGGAAACGAGGGUCCACAAGGCACUAAGGGUGCUGCAGGACAACCAGGGCCACCUGGAACCCCGGGACAACCAGGGCCUAUGGGGCCAGCUGGAUCUCCUGGUCCUCAAGGACCUAUUGGUGUCCCAGGCAUACAAGGACCCCAAGGAAAACAAGGUAUAUCAGGGUUACCAGGCCCCGAAGGUUCACCAGGUACGCCAGGUACACCAGGACAACAAGGUUCACCUGGUGAUGUUGGGAUACCGGGUCCACAGGGCAUGUUAGGCUUUCCUGGACCACGAGGUUUAAAAGGCGAUGAUGGUCCCAGGGGUCUGUCGGGUGAUAAAGGGGACAAAGGAAUAAGAGGAAUAGAAGGCGAGAAAGGAGAUAUAGGAACUAAAGGAGAACGUGGUUUACCGGGUGAAUCUGGACCCCCUGGUAUUGAAGGACCUGAAGGACAAAAGGGAACGGAAGGACCAAGAGGUGAGACAGGAUCUAUUGGCCCUACAGGGGAAAAGGGUGCUACUGGGCCACAAGGGCCAUCAGGCUAUCCUGGUAUACAGGGUGAAAAAGGCGAUAAAGGUGCCUCCGGUAGAAGAGGGAGAAGAGGCACUAAGGGAGUAGCGGGAAUGAUUGGUAGUCCAGGAGACCGAGGAGAAAGCGGUCCAAGGGGAUAUCGGGGACCCCGAGGUCGCCGAGGAUCGGAUGGGCCACCAGGACCAAAAGGUGACACAGGUCAACCAGGACCACCGGGAUCUGUAGGUGAAAGAGGUCCACAAGGUUUAGAAGGGCCGCGAGGAUUUCCUGGUCCUAUGGGAGCCCCAGGAGUAGAUGGCAAACCGGGAAUGCCUGGAUCACCGGGCGAAAGAGGACCCACGGGUAACACCGGAUCUCCUGGUCUACCUGGACCACCGGGAAAUAUUGGUCCCCAAGGACAAAAUGGUGACCAAGGACCACCUGGACUGCAAGGACCAUCUGGCAUACCAGGGACGCCUGGAGAAAUGGGAACUCCAGGAGAAAUGGGGAAAGAGGGUCCACCUGGACCUCCCGGCCCAGAGGGAAAGUCGGGUCCUGUUGGUCCUCCAGGUUUGCCUGGCCCUAAUGGAGAGUCUGGCAUGCCAGGAAUGCCAGGAACACCAGGCUCAAAAGGUGACAUAGGCCCACCCGGACCACCAGGUGUAAGAGGUGAUAAAGGAGAACAAGGUGAAGCAGGUCGUGAAGGCUUACAAGGAUCUGUCGGUCGAGAAGGACCUAGAGGAUCACCAGGACCCGGUGGACAAAAAGGAGAAGUAGGAGAACCAGGCCCAAUAGGUCCUGUCGGCCGAGAUGGUUUACUUGGACCUAGGGGUUUAGUUGGAGCUCCAGGUCCAGUGGGCUUACCAGGCGAAGACGGUGAUAAAGGAGAGGCAGGGCCACCUGGCGAAAAAGGUUUUAAAGGCGCAAUGGGUGAAUCCGGACCUACAGGUUCACCGGGAAUUCAAGGAUUAAGAGGGGAGCCAGGGUCAGUGGGUUUACCUGGAGAUAAAGGUCCACCAGGCGAUCCAGGUCCAAUAGGCCCGCCUGGAACAGAUGGAGUCCGCGGUCCAGCUGGGCCUAUGGGUAAAAUUGGACAAGACGGCUCUAAAGGUGACCAAGGUCCGAAAGGCGACAGAGGAGAUGUUGGACCUAUUGGCCCACUUGGACCACCUGGCCUUACUGGCCCCCCUGGAAGACGAGGUGCAAAAGGAAACGCAGGUGAGCCAGGACCUAGAGGCCUUGAAGGGGAUCGGGGAGAAAUAGGAAGUUCAGGUGUACCGGGUCCCGCUGGACCUCAAGGCCCUGAUGGCAAAUUAGGACCAAGAGGCUCUAUGGGACCCAAGGGUGAAGAUGGCGCUCCAGGUUUACAAGGGGAAUCAGGUCCCAAAGGCCUUCCUGGCCCAGAAGGUCCAAAAGGAGAUCCAGGGCCAGCAGGUAUCCCCGGCGAUCGAGGGGAACCUGGUCCCCAAGGAAUAAAAGGUGAACCAGGGUCUGACGGUCCCGAGGGGAGCACUGGACCACCUGGUCUGCCUGGAAUCGUGGGACCUCCGGGCAAGCCAGGGGAAACGGGAGUUCCGGGCAGUCCCGGUACAGAGGGUCCAGCAGGAGUCCAAGGUAGUCCUGGUAUCCCAGGCGAGAAAGGAGAUAAAGGGCCAAAAGGGAUGUCGGGAGACAUUGGUCCAGUUGGACCACCAGGACCGAUUGGACCUGAAGGACAAAGGGGCUUAAGAGGACUACCAGGACCUAUUGGUGAUGUAGGACAACCCGGCAUUAUGGGACCACCUGGUCAACCUGGAAUUGUUGGACUUCCAGGAUUACAAGGAGUAAGGGGAGAUAAAGGCAACAAAGGUCCAAAGGGUCAUAUUGGAGAAACAGGUCCAAUGGGUUUGAAAGGUGAUCAAGGGGAAACUGGUAAACAAGGACCACAGGGACUUGUCGGACCUGCGGGGCCGAAGGGAGAUACGGGACCAAUUGGACCCGCGGGACCGAAGGGAGAUACUGGUCCAGCUGGCCUACCAGGUCCAGAAGGGCCCGUGGGGCCCAAGGGGUCAUCUGGGCCAGAAGGUCGACCUGGUCUGCCCGGUCCACCUGGCUCACCAGGCCCCCCUGGACCACCUGCACCAGCGCCACAAAUACCUGCGGAAUUAUUUAUGUCUCAUAGAAAACGCCGUAGCGUCAACACUGAUUCUAUGGAAACUGCCACAAGUGAUGACUUAGAGGAAGAAGAUGAAGAUACAACAGACGAAUGGCUUCGCGAAGUGUUUUCGAGUGUGUUAGCGGCGCACACAGCGCUGGACACAGCAAGAAGACCCUGGGGCACACGAGCCAACCCGGCGCUAUCCUGCAGAGACUUACGAACCGCACACGGCAAUUUAACUGAUGGUUUUUACUGGAUAGACGCACGUGGCGCAAGUUCGCGGCCAAUACGUGCGUAUUGCCAAGGGCACAGCACUUGUGUAUAUGCAGACAACAUCAACGCAGCUGCUGUUUUCUCGGAAUCUGAUGGUCACAAGUUUUCGCAGCUUGACUACGGAUAUCGCAUCACCUAUGACAGCGAAGGUUCUGGUGCGAUUCAACUACGAUACCUGAGGCUACUGUCCAACGGUGCGAGGCAAAACUUUACAUACACCUGCGUCAACACUCUGGCACCACAAAGAUCGGACAUACCCGCUGACUUGAUAAGAGCCAACACCGUCAAGUUAUUCGGACAGAAUAACGUCGAGUUUAAAGAACCGCAAAUAAUUAAGGACCAGUGUGAGGAUGGUACAGGAGAUAUAGUCUUUGAAGUGCGCACCUCCCGCAGUGAUCGUUUGCCCAUUACCGACUUCCAACCACUGUCAUUCAUGGACGCCGAACACAAGUUUGCCUUCAAAGCCGGGCCUAUAUGUUUCAACUGAACUUUGUAGGAGCAAUUUACUUGUAACAUUAUGUACUUAAGCCUUGAUCUUUGUAAAUAUUGUAAAUAAAUGUUGUGACGACUUUUCAUUAUA
Molecule: messenger RNA, 5474 nt
Organism: Bicyclus anynana (squinting bush brown)
Lineage: Eukaryota; Metazoa; Arthropoda; Insecta; Lepidoptera; Nymphalidae
Product: collagen alpha-1(I) chain
Exons: 31
Coding region: 87-5381 (1764 amino acids)
Molecular function (GO): extracellular matrix structural constituent
Source: RefSeq, a predicted model, not a curated record